Messenger RNA from Peronospora matthiolae, 1938 nucleotides. NCBI's taxonomy places the organism in Eukaryota, Oomycota, Peronosporomycetes, Peronosporales, Peronosporaceae. The record is from the annotation of a GenBank genome assembly.
AUGUUCAUGGGCUACGAAGAAGCGUCAAAAGCUUAUCGAGUGUACGACAUUGAGGCGGGCCAAGUGGUGAUCAGUCGUGACAUCACCUUCGACGAAUCGACUUUUGACUUUUCGAUGGACCGACCAAGUGACGAUGAUGAAGAUGCGGAGUUGGACCUCGACCUCCUGGCGAUCAACGAGGACGACGUGCGUCAAACCGUCUACAAGCAGACUGGCAAGCGCAAGAGUGAAGCAAGACCCGGCAUGUCACGGUCAGCUCGCCCUCGAACUGGGUUGGAACAAGCAAGUGCGCCGGAACACGUCUCCAACCGUCACCAGAAACGACGAUCAAGUGCUCCAGAAACGAUGUCUGAUGACGAAGAAGAUGCAAGCGUGUACGAUCAAGAUGACGACUCGACGCCUCCAACAUUUUGGCGUGCAAGUGCAAACGCAGUGGAAGCAACGGACCUAGCAGAACCUGUGACUUUUCAAGACGCGAUCAAUGGUCCUGAUCAAACUCACUGGCGAAAUGCUGUGAAGGCGGAACUCAAGUCGAUGCAUCUUCGUGGAGUUUUCCGUGCGGCAAAACUGCCAAGAGGCCAAGGCGCGAUCGGCACCAAGUGGGUGUUCAAGAUCAAGCGCAAAGCGGAUGGAUCGGUCGAGAAAUACAAGGCGCGUCUCGUUGCCAAGGGCUUCAAGCAGAAGUACGGCAUCGACUACACGGAGACGUUCUCGCCCGUGGUCAAGUACGUGACACUGCGUAUGGUGAUCGCGAUCACCAAGUAUUUCGACUGGCCACUGGACCAACUCGAUGUGGUGACAGCCUUUCUCUACGGAGUGAUGAAGGAGAAGGCGAUCUACGGUCUCAAGCAAGCUUCACGUGUGUGGAACGAGACUUUCGACGAGUUCGUAUGCUUUAUCGGUUUCGAAGUGUCGGCGUUCGACCCAUGUCUCUACAUCAAGGUUGUCGACGGUCACUGUGUGCUCGUGCUGGUCUACGUGGAUGACGUGUUGGUCACCGGCAGCUCGCUCGAGUUGAUUGCGCAGACGAAGGCCGACCUCAAGACGCGUUUCGAGAUGACCGACAGUGGCAAGUGUACUUUUGUACUGGGCAUCGAACUGGUGGACGAAUCGGAUGGCAGCGUGACGAUGUGCCAGCGACGGUAUGUCAACGACAUCCUCAAGCGCUUCGGCAUGGAUGAGUGCAAGGCCACAGCAAGUCCGGUCGACUUGAGCACUCGGCUUGUCGCAAGCACCGAAGCGGCCAAGAUCGACGUUCCGUUUCGUGAAGCUGUGGGAGCUUUAAUGCACUUGACGACUGCGACGCGCCCGGACAUUGCGUAUGCUGUGGGAUACGUCUCGCGCUUCAUGGGGAAUCCGCAGCAAGAACAUUGGACGGCGGUGAAGCGCAUCUUUCGUUACUUGCAAGGGACCAAGUCGCACGGACUCCGCUUCCAGCCAAGCGACAAGAUCGACUUUCGUGGCUACUCGGACGCGGACUGGGCCGGCGACCACGCUGAUCGCAAGUCGACUUCGGGUUACACUUUCAUGCUGAUGGGUGCUCCUGUGAGUUGGGGAAGCAAGAAGCAGUCAAGUGUGUCGCUGUCGACGAGUGAAGCGGAAUACAUCGCACUGAGUCUGGCCAUCCAGGAAGGCAAGUGGGUGCAUCGCCUGCUAUGCGAGAUUUUGGCGACCGCAAACGAACCAGGACCGGACCUCGUCAUCCGUGAAGACAACCAGUCGUGCAUCAAAAUGACGAAGAAUCCGGUGAAUCAUGGCCGCGCCAAGCACAUCGACAUCAAGUACCAUCACAUCCGUGAUGAGGUCAAGCGCGGGGAAGUGCAGCUCGAGUAUUGCGAGACUUCCGUGAUGAUGGCGGACAUCAUGACCAAGGGACUUUCGGGACCUCGUCACAAGGACUUGACGACGGCUCUCGGCAUUCGUGCGAGUUCGGAUUGA